AACGCAUGCAGUGCGUAUCAUACUUACUACUCUUAGCAGUGCGGUCCACGCGAAAAUACAAACAACAUCCCAUAAAACCGCAAUGAAUGUGAUUGGUUGAAGUACUACUACAAAAGUGAUUUAUGAGUGCUAAUAUAAGUAGUGUUGUGGUGGAAAUCGCUUUGGAUACCGGUAGCCGUGGAGUAUAUUAUAUGUACUUUAAUACUCCUUAUCAAUAACUAAUAUAGAUAAAAACGAAUGACGUAUAAAUCAUGCAAUGGAUACUUCUCUCCCUCUACAUUGCCAUGGCCAACGCCAUGGAAACCACCAACUUGUUUGAUUUCUGGACCGAUUUAUUCCGUCCUCUUCCACGAAAUCCAAGAGAAGGGUUCAUGUCAGACUACACACCCAUUGACCAGGAGGAAUUUGAUUUUAUUAUAGUCGGUGCAGGGUCAGCCGGUUGUGUUUUAGCUAAUAGACUAACCGAAAUCCCUGAAUGGAAAAUAUUGCUCAUAGAGGCCGGCGGAAAUGAAAAUUUCUUUUCCGACAUUCCUAUUUUUGCCGCAUUUUUAUCUACGACUCCAAUGAAUUGGAUGUAUAACUCUGAACCAGAACAAAAAGCUUGUAGAGACCUCAGAGGCAACGUCUGUUUCUUGCCACGCGGCAAAGUUUUAGGUGGAAGUAGUGUUUUAAAUUUUUUAAUAUACCAAAGGGGUCAUCCAGAUGACUACGAUGACUGGGCCAAGAUGGGAAACCAUGGCUGGAGUUACUCCGAAGUACUGCCAUAUUUUAAAAAGUCUGAAAAUAUUAAGAUAAGUAGCUUAAGGAAUUCGACUUAUCACGGUAGAGGCGGAUACUUAGAUAUUGAGUAUGCCCCGUACAAAUCUCCAUUAGAGCGUCUUUUUAAGAGAGCUGGGGAAGAACUAGGUUAUGAAUGGCGAGACCCAAACGGAGAGCAAGUGAUUGGUUUCUCCAAGCCGCAGGCUACCAUGAGAAACGGCAGAAGAUGUAGCACCUCCAAAGCAUUCCUAGAACCUAUUCGUUUCAGACGAAAUUUGAAAGUUUCUAAACAUUCUAUGGUCAAUAAGAUAUUAAUUGAUCCACGGACCAAAACUUCCUAUGGAGUGGAACUGACGAAACAAAUGAAAAGGAUAAGAGUGCGAGCUCUCAGGGAAGUGAUUUUGGCGGCUGGGUCGAUUGGAUCUGCCCAAUUGUUGAUGGUCUCUGGGGUUGGCCCGGAAGAACACUUACGCGAAAUGGAAAUCGAACCUGUUGUAAACCUCCCCGUUGGUUACAAUCUACAAGACCACGUGACCUUUUCUGGGAAUGCCUUCAUAGUCAACGAUUCUAGUCUAACCGUAAACGAUAUGUUAGCGGCAUCGCCGUUAUCCGCAAUCGCAUACCUAGCGGGCCGCGGACCCCUGACGCUGCCAGGAGGGGCGGCCGGGCUGGCCUUCACACGCUCCCCAUACGCCAUGGACGACCACUCGCCUACCCGACCCGACAUCGAACUCGUCAUGGGUGGCGGUUCGCUCGCUGGAGACUUGCUAGGCAUACUGAGGAGUUUAUUGGGUGUGACGGACCAGUGGUACUACCGUAUGUAUAGUUCGCUUCCAAUGAGAGUGCGACAAAAUACAUUCUCCAUCAACCCGGUGCUGAUAAGACCACGCAGCAUUGGCCGGCUGAAGCUUCGUUCCGGAAACUUCUCCGACCAUCCGUCCAUUAAAAUGAACUAUUUCGAUGACCCCAAAGAUUUAAAAGCUUUAGUGAAUGGAGUACGACUUAUCCAACAAGUGAUAGGAACGUCAGCAUUUCAGCAAUACGAAACUCGAUUGCACGACGUCCCUUUCCCAGGAUGCGAAAACGUGCUUUUCGAUUCUGAUCAAUAUUGGGAAUGUGCCAUUAUGCAAACCGCUAUCACCUUAGACCACCAGGUUGGCACGUGUAAAAUGACACCAGCGGGAGACCCAUCAGGCGUUGUGUCCCCUCGAUUACUAAUCCACGGCAUGCGCGGGCUGAGAGUAGCCGAUGCGUCCAUUAUUCCACGCAUACCAGCAGCGCACACCAACGCGCCAGUCAUUAUGAUAGCAGAAAAAGCAGCUGACCUCAUAAAAGAAGACUGGGGGAUGCAUAGAGUUACAACAAAUUUUAUUGAUGGCAGUUGAAAUAAAAUUAUUAAAAUUAAUAAUUCGACUUUUAUUUACGGUAGGAUAUUUUGUAUUCGUAAUAAUAAUAAAUAAAAUAAUAGAGGAGAAUAAGGGAUAUAAAAGCUGGAAAACGAAAAUUCUCCUGUAUCUGUCCUAGUUUUAAGAACUUCCGGGAAUCAUGCAAGAGGGAUUUUCAAUAUUAGAGGAAAGUUUAAAAUUAUAUUUCUUACGAUGCUUUUUUGAAUCGCAAACUAGCUAUUAAGAAACUGCUUACAGUUAUCAACUACAGAAGGUGGAUAUCUAAUAUCUACUGCAUUUGGAUGACGAAUUUUGAUAUAUAUAUUUUUUUCAAUCCAAUGUAAAUAAUGGAACCACGAG
Messenger RNA from Chilo suppressalis (striped riceborer), 2504 nucleotides. The record is from the annotation of a GenBank genome assembly. NCBI's taxonomy places the organism in Eukaryota, Metazoa, Arthropoda, Insecta, Lepidoptera, Crambidae.